Messenger RNA from Peromyscus eremicus (cactus mouse), 588 nucleotides. RefSeq names its product interferon tau-2-like. Gene Ontology annotation, molecular function: cytokine activity; type I interferon receptor binding. Gene Ontology annotation, cellular component: extracellular region. The transcript has a single exon. The coding region runs from base 1 to 588 and encodes 195 amino acids. NCBI's taxonomy places the organism in Eukaryota, Metazoa, Chordata, Mammalia, Rodentia, Cricetidae. Gene Ontology annotation, biological process: humoral immune response; cytokine-mediated signaling pathway; T cell activation involved in immune response. The record is from RefSeq and is a predicted model, not a curated record.
AUGGUGCCUGGGCUUCCCCUCCUCCUGGGAGUGAUGCUGGGCUGCAGCACAGCCUGCUCACUUGACAGGGGUGCAUCUUGGAGACUGCACCUGCAGAGCAGGGAAAGCGCCAGGUUGUUAGGGCAGCUGAAAAGCCUGCCGGGCCACCAGUGCCUGCAGGACAGAAUGGAUUUCAGAUGUCCCUGGAAGAAAGGGCGGAUCACCCAAGGGAAGCAGAAAGAAGAUGCCACCUGUUGCCACUCGGAGAUGCUCAGGCAGCUCCUCCAGCUCUUCGGGACAGAGGCCAGCAGAGAUGCCUGGGCAGAGAGGCCGCUUGGGCAACUUGUCACUAGUCUGUUGAGUGGCCUGGAAGCGCUGGAGGGGAGAGCAGCAGAGCCAAGCCCGUCCUGUGCGCCUCCUUUGGCCAUGGCCAUCCGCACCUACUUUUUGGGCAUCUCCCGCUAUCUCGAGGGAAAGGGAUAUAGCCCUUGCUCCUGGGAGAUCGUCAGAGCGGAAAUGCAAGUGGCCCUUUCAACAUUCCCAGUGCCUGCAGAGAGAAGCCCCAAGAAGAGAAGAAGGUCCAUGGAGGAAUCCCCGCUGCUCAGGUGA